Molecule: messenger RNA, 3228 nt
Organism: Macadamia integrifolia
Lineage: Eukaryota; Viridiplantae; Streptophyta; Magnoliopsida; Proteales; Proteaceae
Product: receptor-like protein 7
Exons: 1
Coding region: 1-3228 (1075 amino acids)
Molecular function (GO): protein binding
Source: RefSeq, a predicted model, not a curated record
AUGUCAUCAUGGUGUUGUUUCCUCAUCUUCUUUUUGUCUCUGUUUCAAACUUGUUUUCUUUACUCUUCUUCUUCUUCUUCUUCUCCCCAAAUAUGUCACUCUGAUGAGAGGUUUGCUUUGCUGCAACUAAAGCAAAAGCACCACUAUGUCCAUCCACUUCCUGACUACAAUCCUUUUUUAGCCUUGUUCUAUCCGUAUUCUAAAUACCGCUCCCUCAAGUCUUGGAAGCCAAAUACUGAUUGCUGCUAUUGGGAAGGCAUCAGUUGCGAUGUCACCACUGGUCAUGUGGUUAGCCUUGACCUCACUCAUUCAUCACUCAGCGGUUCUAUCCACUCCAAUAGCACCCUCUUCCAUCUUUCUCACCUUCAAAUGCUUAACCUCUCGUGGAAUCAAUUCGACUACUUUGCUUCAUCCAGGUUUGAUAGACUCUCCAAGUUAAUGCAUCUCAACCUGUCAGGUAACUUUUUUGCUGGACGAAUUCCAUCACAAAUAUCACAACUCACAGAUUUGGUUUCUCUUGAUCUUUCUUCAAAUCAUUUUCAGGGUCAAAUCCCGUUUGCAAUCUCAGAGCUGACUAACCUUGUUUCCCUUGACCUCUCUAGAAAGAGGUUUAUUUUCCAUACUUUAUUUAUUGGCCGUAUUAUACACUCCCUUUUUCCGCAAAAUCUUGAAAUCCCUAAUUUGAGAGAAUUUGUUCAAAACCUAACUAACUUGAGAGAAUUGCGUCUUGAUGGGGUGAACUUGUCAGCUCAAAAGAAUAGGGAUUGGUUUCAUCGCUUAUCAGCCACACUCCCUAACCUUCAUGUGCUGUCAAUGAGGAAUUGUUCACUUAUAGGCCCCUUGGAUAUAUCAACCUCAAGUUUUCAUUUCCUCUCGGAGCUCUACCUUGACUUAAAUGAAAAUCUCUCCUCCACAGUACCAAAUUCUUUGGUGAAUCUUACUGCAUUGACUGUCCUUAGUCUCCAAUAUUGUGGAUUCUAUGGAGAUUUUCCGAGCGAUGUUUUCCUUCAACCUAACCUAAAACACAUAGACAUAUCAGGGAAUCCUCUCCUCUCUGUUCAUUUACCUGAAUUCUCUCAAGACAAUAGUGCUCUUAGAUAUCUGGCCGCUGCCAACACGAAAUUCCAAGGGAAGUUUCCAAGUUCAGUUGUCAAUCUCAAGUUUUUGAAGGCAUUGUUUCUCGACGAUUGUAAUUUCUCUGGACCAAUCCCACCUUCUCUAGCAAACCUUACCCACCUUAUCAAAUUGGGUCUUUCAGGGAACAAUUUUAAUGGUCAAAUUCCUUCUUUCUUCAGAGGAAACUUUCCCAAUCUUGAGGUACUGCACUUGCGCUACAAUUUGCUCCAAGGCCCCAUUCAUUCUUAUUUGUUUUUUCUUCCAUCAUUGAGAAUGUUGGACUUGUCCGAUAACCAAUUCAGCGGAGUCAUAGAUGAGCAUAUUCACAACAUAUCUUCUUUCUCUUUUCCACGGAAGUUUUACCUAAGAGGCAACUACUUGAAAGGACAAGACCUAAUGAGAUCACUUUCCAAAAUCAAAGGAACAUUUGAGGUCCUUGACCUUUCAUUCAAUGACUUCAGCUACAUUGGGGAAGAUACAAAUCUUUCAUAUGAUAGUUUGUCUGUCGAUGGGAGUGAUGACAACUUCAUCAACAUUCAAAUUCAGGAAUUGUGGAUGGAUUUUUGCAAUCUUAGUAGAUUCCCAGAUUUCCUUAUGAACCAAAAGGAAAUGUUCUCUCUAUACCUUUCAAGGAAUAGAAUUGAUGGCACAAUACCCAAAUGGAUAUGGCAACAGAAUUUGUCAUGGCUAGAUCUUUCCUACAACUCCUUGACAGGUCUAGAAUUGCCAUUGCCUAAUCACUCCUUCAACAUUGAACUUCUUGAUCUUCAUUCAAACAAGAUACAAGACUGUCUCUCAAUGGCUCCUUGCUUUCCACAAACAUUCAAUCAAUCUUGCAGUGAGUUUGUAUCUUCUAUCUUAGGGAAUCUCACAUCCCUUCUCUCCAAAGCCAAUUUAUUUUCAAUUUCUGAGAAUAAUUUAACUGGAAAAAUCCCUUUCUCACUCUGUAAUGCCAGUAAUUUGGGUAUUUUGGAUUUGUCCAAUAACCAAUUGAGUGGCCUCAUUCCAACAUGCCUUGCUAGUAGUAAUUUGGGGGUUCUUAAUUUAGAAAACAACAAAUUACAUGGACCCAUUCCUCCUACUUUCAAAAAUGGGUGCAGUCUGCAGACUCUCAAACUCAACAAAAAUAUGCUUCAAGGAGAAAUUCCAAGAUCAUUGUGCAACUGCAAGGAACUCAAGGUGUUAGAUAUUGGGGAUAACCAAUUGAAUGAUACAUUCCCAUAUUGGUUGGAAAAUCUUUCUGAAUUGCAAGUUCUUGUCAUCAGAUCUAACAAAUUUGGUGGUCCCAUUACUCAACUCCCUCAAGCUGAUUCUCCUUUCCUAAGCCUCCAUGUCAUUGACCUCUCUUUCAAUGCUUUCACCGGGAGCUUACCAUUGCAAUAUAUUCUUCAUUGGAGGGCAAUGAUGAUUGUGGAGAACAAUUCAGUUUUGAAUUAUAUCAGUUUCUCAAAUUCUUCCAGCUACUACCUAGACACACUUGUAGUUAUGGACAAGGGACUAUACUUGAAAAUGCCGAUUUUGACCACCUUUUCCACCAUAGAUCUAUCUAACAACAACUUCGAAGGAGAGAUUCCAGAUGCUUUGGGAAAUUUAAAAGCACUCACCGUACUCAACUUGUCAGGAAAUAGCCUCACUGGUCAAAUUCCAUUGUCGUUCGGAAAUCUAAGCGAGCUCGAGUCGUUGGAUCUUUCAAGAAACCAACUUUCAGGAGAAAUCCCAAGGCAAUUGACAAGUUUGACCUUCCUUUCAACCUUGAAUGUAUCAUAUAAUAAUCUCGUAGGAGGUAUACCACAAGGGAGCCAAUUCGACACCUUUUCAAAUGCUUCCUAUGAGGGAAAUGCAAAACUAUGUGGGUUGCCUUUGUCAAGGAAGUGUGGAGUAACUGAUAGAGCAUUACCUCCGGCAUCAACCUCCCAACAAGAUGAUGAUUCAACAAGUCUACUUGAUUGGAAAUUUGUUGUAGCUGGAUAUUGCUCCGGUUUAAUAAUUGGACUGGUUGCAGGACAACAAUUGUUUUGGAGAAACAACCGAUACUUUGGAUAUAUUUUGAGAAUCAGAGGAUCCAAGCAAAGGAAAGGGCUAAAGAAGAAACACCACAACAGAAGGAAAUGA